UCCCCCCUCUUCCUGUUCAGGUUCAGUUUGACCAGUAUCAUUCCCAUGCGAUUCUGGGGCAGAGUGCUGGGCUUGCAGGCCAAGAACUCACAGUUCCUACUGGAGGAGAAGCCAUUUCGCAUCCUUGGCGGCUCGGUGCACUAUUUUCGCAUCCCUCGAGAAUAUUGGAAGGACCGCUUGGUCAAGAUGAGGGCGUGUGGCUUGAACACCGUUACAACAUAUGUUCCAUGGAAUCUUCAUGAGGCAGUGAGAGGGACAUAUGACUUCAGUGGAAACUUGGAUCUGCAGGCUUUUCUUAGGACAGCAGAAGAAGUUGGGCUAUGGGUGAUUCUGCGCCCUGGACCAUAUAUCUGCUCUGAGUGGGACCUUGGUGGCCUGCCCAGCUGGUUGCUCCAGGACCCUGAAAUGCAGCUGAGGACAACCUAUAAGGGCUUCACGGAGGCUGUAGAUUCUUACUUUGACCAUCUGAUGCCUGAGGUGGUCCAUCUUCAGUACAAGAAUGGAGGACCGAUCAUUGCCAUGCAGGUGGAGAAUGAAUACGGCUCCUAUGCCCAAGAUCAAAAUUACAUGGCCUACAUGAAACGGGCCCUGUUGAGCAGGAAGGUGGUGGAAUUAUUGGUGACCUCAGAUAAUAAAGAUGGCCUGUCCACCGGCUUUGUAGAUGGAGCCUUGGCCACUAUUAACUUUCAGAAGUUGGAGCCAGGACUCCUGUCCUCCCUCAGCAAAAUACAGCAUGACAUGCCAGUGAUGGUGAUGGAGUACUGGACUGGAUGGUUUGAUAGUUGGGGAGGACCUCAUAACGUCUUUGACGCAGAUGAGAUGGUGGAAAGGGUUGAAGAUGUCAUCAGUUCAGGAGCAUCCAUCAAUCUGUACAUGUUCCAUGGUGGCACCAAUUUUGGCUUCAUGAACGGUGCUCUGCAUUUUGACGAGUACAAGUCAACCAUCACCAGCUACGACUAUGAUGCUGUGCUGACUGAGUCUGGAGAUUACACCGCCAAGUACUUCAAACUGCGCAAGCUUUUUUCCGGCAUUCUGGAGACUCCUCUCCCUGCACCUCCGGUAGUUUUACAUAAAGCAUCAUAUGGGGCAAUCCUGAUGCAGCAGUAUAUCUCCCUGUGGGAAUUGUUAUCGUCAGUGAUCGAGCCUGUGAAGUCAGAAUACCCCAUUAACAUGGAGAACCUGCCAGUGAAUAACGGCAACGGACAGGCCUUUGGCUACACCCUCUAUGAGACUGUCAUCUUUGGCGGAGGAACUCUGUAUUCCCGUGAUUACAUCCGAGACCGAGCACAGGUGUUUGUUAAUACUCGGUAUAUUGGUCACCUUGAUUACAACAUACAGGAGCUGUUCAUUCCUAACAGACAGGGAUAUAGACAGCUCCAGAUCUUAGUAGAGAACUGUGGGCGAGUGAACUAUGGGCUUAAUCUGAAUAACCAGCGGAAAGGCUUAAUUGGCGACAUCUUUUUCAACAAAACCUCCUUGAGAAACUUCAAGAUUUACAGCCUUGAAAUGAAACCCAGCUUCAUGGAAAGUCUGCGUGGAGCCUCUCCUUGGAGCGCCAUCCCUGACAACGCAGUGGGUCCUGCCUUCUUCCGGGGAAGCCUGCAAGUGCAAUAUCUGCCUGAGGAUACCUUCCUGAAGCUCGAGGGCUGGGAAAAGGGAGUUGUAUUUGUCAAUGGUCAGAACCUUGGUCGCUACUGGAAAAUUGGUCCUCAGGAAACGCUCUACCUCCCAGGAACAUGGCUCCAACAAGGGUACAAUGAAAUCAUUGUGUUUGAAGAGCGUCUUGGAGGCCGUAUCAUCCAUUCCACAGAUCUGGCCUUCUUGGGAAGGGUUCAGUACGUGAGCUGAGCUCUUCCUGAUUGUUCUACCCUCUACUGGUAGUAAUGGUUAAGGUUAUGCUUCUUAACUGAUUGUGGGAGUCAAAAGAGUCUGGAUGCAGACCUUCCUCCCUCUCAUUGUGAAAACUGUGCCCUGUAUCCUUAUAUUUUCUAGUUAUGGGUGGAGUUUGGGCAAUGAAGGCCCACCUUGUGAGUUAAUUUAGGAGGUUAACUAAGAGUACUUGAAGAAAGAAAGAAACCCAGAUAGCUAGGAAUGGUCUUCUAAAGGAAUUCAACUUUACUACAGGUUCUCUUGUCCUGUAACACUAGAUGCUAAGGACCCGACAAGGGAAUGCAUGUCAUCAGGGAUCGACUGGAUUUAAGCAGCUGAUCUGCAGUAGUUUGACUUGAAUCAGCUUUUAUGUUUGUGGCUGGAAAAGGAACAUUCCCUUUUGCCCCUGUAGUAGUCAGUGUUGGGGCUUUUGAGAAGAAUCUGAAUCGCCAAUCUUAGAUACCUGAUUCGGUCAUUAGGCAGGCUGUGAAGGAAUGUAAUUUCUACAGCUUUGCAUUAAUUCAGUCAUUCAAACCCAGAACUUUAUGGUUAAAGGAAGGCACCAGGAGCACCAAGUUUGGGCAUAUAAAUGCCAGCAGCUGAUGGGGAGUUCCACGCAAGCCAGAUGGAAAUGAAUGGAAAUUGCAUUUCAGUGACAUGUAAUGAAUUUGGGGGGUUUGGAAUUGGGCUUUGUGCAAACUACACAGAACACCUGUAACUUCUGAGGCCCGUUGCCACAUGGAUUGCCCUUGCAGCUCUCCCCAGCUCUACUACAAGUUCUUGCAGUCACAAAUAAUGAGGUGUGAGUGCUGGGCCAGGAGUGUGGGGUGGGCUUGUACCUUUGCAUCAAGACUUCACAUGCACUAACCUGCUGCUAAACUUUAGAAGCACCGCCUUGAGCAGUCACGGCCAGGAGGAAGCUGCAACAGAAGCCCCUGCUUGUAUAGAGCCCCCUAAAGACUAACCCAGAAUGGUGCUGUUUCAGAAAAUAGCUGUGUCCAGCAAAAUAAAACCAUCACACAAUAUUCCCCAAGUAUGUUGGGAUUCUGUUUAACGUGCUUCAGCCAUCCCCAGUGUAGCACCCCGAGUGAAUUGGGACUGCAGUCCUUAGAAUUCAUAGCCACGACAGCUUUCUAGAAUAGACUGCAUAGGGGCCAUUUUCUCAAUCCGUACAGAGGCUCCACUUUGGAGAUAAUCCUCAGAUUGUGACCUUCUGUGUUGAGACUCAACUAGACCAUAUCUCCUGCUUCUGCGGGAGGUUCUGAAGGAUUGGAAAUUCAUCCUGAAAGGAGAUAGUCUGCCUCUGUGCAUUUUUGAAAGGUUAGCCGAGUGCGAAAGGAGGAACUGGAUCUGUUUUAAAAAUGGCCUUUUUCAUGCUUCUUAAAAAGGGGGAAAGGAGCAUGGUUCCUUUCCCCAGCGUGAUGCCCUCCAGUGCUUUGAGGUACAACAUCUAUGAUCCCAGAAGGCCAGUGGAUGAUGGAUCCUGUAUCCCCAACCUUGCGAGAAGUAUAGGUUGGAAGAAGCUGGCGUAAGCGAUAAACUUUCGUCUCCAUAUCCUAAUUUCUUUGUGUCCUUUCAGCAUUAGUCAAGACCUCAGUUUCCCUUUUGGAGCCAAAUACUGUAACAACCAUGGCCAUCAUUGGUGUCAGAUGUCCUCCUGUAGCUAGCCUGCAAUUGGUUGUGUAUUGCAGGCGCGUGCGCACACACACACACACACACACACACACACACACUGAAUUUGGCACUUGUUUUUCUAGCUAUUCCUCAGGUCAGCCGUCAGGAUACAAUUUAAUCAUAAUCCUGCCCCCCCCUCCCUUAUAGUAUAACCCUUUAACAACUGCAGGCUCAAGAGAUGUUGAGGGGCUUCUGGCUGUUAAAAACCAUAUUUCGUUUUAUUUAUGAAAUUAAAUACAGUUAAAUUAAAAACAUGGAGAAUAGUACAGCUGUAAAAACAGAAGCCAAGGGGGGGGAACGCCCCUUCCACCUGUUCUGUGCUCUGCAACUCACAUGCACCCCAGUGUCAAAGAUCUGAAGCUUCUGUUGCCUCCCAAGUGCGCAGCCCGCCAUCCGCCAUGUGCUCCUUAGCAAAAAUGGGAGGAAAUCAGGAUGAAUCAUUGUGAUUUUCUUUUUUAUCUAUGAUUUACUGCAGCCUGGCAGAGUUGUAGUCAUAAAAUGGAGGGGGGGGGACACACCAGCAGAAGAAAUUGCAAUUGGAAAGAAGUGCCGCACUGUGGAAACAAAAGUUCUUUUUUAAAAAAUGAAUGAAUGAAUAACUGCCUCUCAAUUCCCCUUUAAUCAAAGGUUAGGCUGGUGUUUUGUUUUGAAAGCCUGUGUCUAAAUUCUGUAUUGUUGGAUACGAAUUUUACUCAGAUGCUGUUCUCUCUCCCCACCGACAGUGACCGUGUUUUUUGAGUUUUUUUUCAUAAAGUCAUAUUAAGGCCCAGUUGGUUUGUUGGUUCGUUUUUUUCCUGUGACUGGUUUGCUAAAUACUGGUAUAAAUGAAAAAAAGAAAAAGAAAAUUUGUCUCUAUUAUUAUUUAUUGUUACCAUGAUCAUUUUCCCUAUCACGGGAUUUCUGUCACUAGUCCCAAGCAUGAUUUCAGUCCGUGCUGCUUAAGCAUCUUAGUUACUCAGGUUAAAGACUAAAAAAAUAAGUCGUUUUUUGCUGUACAAGAUUACAUUACUUUCCUUUCAGCCAGAAGAUACAAUUGUGCUUUGUAUUUUUCAAUGUAUAUAUAUAUUUAAAGGAAAGCCAA
Messenger RNA from Python bivittatus (Burmese python), 4624 nucleotides. The record is from RefSeq and is a predicted model, not a curated record. NCBI's taxonomy places the organism in Eukaryota, Metazoa, Chordata, Lepidosauria, Squamata, Pythonidae.